AUGGAGGAGAAAAAUAACCAACUAUCAGAAAGAACAUAUAAACUAUAUAAAUCAGUAUUCAAUAAUAUAGUUUUAUCAAAUAUAAUUUUUAGAUAUGUAGAAAGAUGGAAUUAUACCUGUUUAAGCAACUACUAUCAAUUCGAACGAUAUGCAUAUAAGUUUCAAAAUGACCAUGUAACCAAAGCAAUAUUUAAAUAUAAUGACAUCAAAUUAGAAUGGAUUUUAGCACAUGAUAAAUGGUUAUUAUUCAAAGAUAAAGUCAAAACUGGAUCUCAUUUUAAUUUUGGUGGUGUUACUGAAGAAAGCUUUAAAAAACUAUUGGGUGUAUUAAAUUUAAAGAAUCCAGCAUGUACAAGAUUAUUCAACACAGACUCUGAAGGCAUUAUUCUAUUAAUGGAAGGUUUUUAUUUCAAUAACGAAGAAGAUUUAAAGCGUCUUGGUUUUACAACAACUUAUUCAUACGACAUAAAAUGCUCAUUAAAUAUAUUUGACAUGUCAAUCUUAAAGAACAAUAUAGAUUUUUUAAAGAUCAUUUUAAAUGAAUAUCUCAAAAGUGUCAAAGAUAUAAACAAAAAAGAAAAAGAAAAAGAAAAAGAAAAAGAAAAGGAAAAAGAAAAAGGAAAAGAAAUAGAUUCUGCUGGUUCAUCAAGCAGUUCAGAUAAAAUGGUAGGCCCUUUCCAAUUUAAUGAAAGUGAACUUGUUAGGAAAUUAUUUGCUUUUGGUGAUUUAGAAAUGAUAAAGUAUCUACAUGGGCAAUAUGGCUUAAAUCUUGGUCAUUAUUAUAACAACUUAUUAUAUUGGGCUUUAUUAUCACCACAUAGAAAUAGUUUAGUCACAUUUCUUUUACAUGAAGCUGAAUAUAAGAUCCCCACCGAGUAUCCCGAAAGAUAUAGAGAUUUCUUCGAAAAUCUUUUAUUAUUGGACUACAAGCUAUUUAAAAAAUUAGUCAAGCUUGGUUCACCAGUAUUGUUAACAACUAAAAUUCCAUACCACUACUUUGAGAAAAUUACAUCAACCAUCCCAUUCAAUGAUCAAUUAAACUAUAUACUCACAUUGGUUCACUGCUUUUAUAUCGAGAAAAAAGAUGAAAAAUAUCAGUCAAUGCUAAAGAAAAUGAGAACCUUAACCAAACACAAAGAAAUGAUUAACCCAAAACCCUUUGAAUCAUUUAAUGCAAAAACAGAAAUUUCAAAUGGAAAAGAAAGUAUUUUUGGAGAUUCAUUUAAAAAAACAACCGAACCAAAUACUAAUAAAAGAUCAUCCAUUUUUGGUUCAUUUUUUGGGAAAAAACCUACAACCACAACCACAACCACUUCAGCUACCACUACCACUACAACCACCACUGCAACCACCUCUGCAACCUCAACCACCUCAACUAAACCUACACUACCUUCUACCACUUUCACCGCUAAAAUGUCCUUAAAAGACUCACCAUUCUUUUCAUCAUCUAAAAAGGACAGCAAAUACUCAAGCUAUUUAAAAGUCGAUUAUGAAAAUUUCAAUUUAGAAAGAGAAAUUAAAAGAGUAUUUAUUUUCGAGUUUUUGACAGAUUAUGAAGUCACUCAUCAAACAGAGUUUUUAGAUUCAUUAAUUUUCUUUAUUGGCAAAUUUGAAGAUUUCAACUUACUAAAUAAUCUAAUUACCUAUAGUCCUGGAAUCGAACAACAAAUUAAAGAAACCAUUGUAAAAUUUUCGACUCAAUAUGCAUUUGUAAAUUUAUUAAAAUUCUCUGUCAACAAUAACAUUUUACCACAUAAAUUUGGCAUCAAACAUCUCUACUUUACAUAUAGAUAUCCCGAAUUUGUACCAGUUGAAAAACAUUUGGAAUUAAUUAGAUUUUUAAUUACAAAUGCUCAAGUUGAUAAGAAAACCAUUGAAACUUUAACAACCAGUUUACGUGAAUAUCACAUUUAUUGGAAAACUCAAAUCUCUUUUGAAAGAAACGAAGAAAUAAAAGAUAUUAUCAGAGGUUUUUCAACAUCAAUUUCAAAUCAUCGUACUGUUGUCGCCUCCCCUGAUCAACAAUAA
Messenger RNA from Dictyostelium purpureum, 2028 nucleotides. RefSeq lists its product as uncharacterized. Lineage: Eukaryota; Evosea; Eumycetozoa; Dictyosteliales; Dictyosteliaceae. The record is from RefSeq and is a predicted model, not a curated record. Bases 1 to 2028 code for a protein of 675 amino acids. The transcript has a single exon.